AUGGCCGAGACUGACGUUCGCAGGAGGGACCAAUCCCUUCACCAUGCCGCUCUCCCCCGAACAAAUCCAGCUCAUCAAGCUACCGUGCCCGUCCUCCAGCAACAUGGCACCAACAUUACUACCGUGUUCUACGACAACAUGCUGACGGCUCACCCCGAGUUGAACGCCGUCUUCAACAACGCCAACAAGACGAACGGUCAUCAGCCCCGUGCCCUGGCCGGAGCCCUCUUUGCCUACGCGUCGCAUAUCGAUGACCUAGGAGCCCUGGGUCCCGCCGUUGAAUUGAUCUGCAACAAGCACGCAUCGCUGUAUAUCCAACCCGAUCAAUACCAAAUCGUGGGCAAGUUUCUGUUGGAGGCCAUGGGCCAGGUCCUCGGCGAUGCGCUGACCCCCGAGAUCCUCGAUGCCUGGGCGACCGCAUAUUGGCAACUCGCCGACCUGAUGAUCGGUCGCGAGGCCGAAUUGUACAAGCAGGCCGACGGCUGGACCGAAUUCCGCGACUUCCGUAUCGCAAAGAAGGUCCCUGAGUCCUCGGAGAUCACCUCGUUCUACCUCGAGCCCGUCGAUGGCAAGCCCCUCCCCAAGUUCCGCCCCGGCCAGUAUAUCUCCGUGCAGUGUCAAGAGGGAGGCAGGCUCAACACCGCCGACGCCAAUGCUCCCUCCAACCCCGGAUACGUGUCCAACAUCCUCCAUGCCAAGAUCAACGAAGGCGAUGUCGUCAAGGUCUCCCAUCCCUUCGGUGACUUCUAUCUUUCGGACGCCGAGAGCCCCAACCCCAUUGUUCUCAUCGCCGCCGGUGUGGGUCUCACCCCGCUCACCUCCAUUCUGAAGACCCUCACCUCGAACCCCCCAGAUGCCCCCCAGCGCAAGAUUCACUUCAUCCACGGUGCUCGUUCGGCCGCUGCUCGUGCCUUUAAGAAGGACAUUGACUCCCUGGCGGAGAAGUACCAGGACCUGCACGCUACAUUCUUCGAAACCCACCCCGGUGCCGAGGAGAAGCAGGGCGAGGACUACGACCACCAGGGCCGUGUUGACCUUUCCAAGCUGGACAAGUCCAAGGAUCUGUUCCUCGAUGACCCCAAGACGGAAUACUAUGUCUGCGGUCCGGACCGUUUCAUGACCUCCACGCGUGCUGCGCUGGCCGCUGCGGGUGUCAGCGAGGAUCGCAUCAAGCUGGAGCUCUUCGGUACCGGCGGUGUGCCUGUUUAG
This is a messenger RNA of Aspergillus nomiae NRRL 13137, 1209 nucleotides long. RefSeq names its product flavohemoprotein (gene fhpA). Gene Ontology annotation, cellular component: intracellular anatomical structure. The transcript is spliced from 3 exons. Gene Ontology annotation, molecular function: nitric oxide dioxygenase [NAD(P)H] activity; heme binding; FAD binding. Bases 1 to 1209 code for a protein of 402 amino acids. Gene Ontology annotation, biological process: nitric oxide catabolic process; cellular response to nitrosative stress. NCBI's taxonomy places the organism in Eukaryota, Fungi, Ascomycota, Eurotiomycetes, Eurotiales, Aspergillaceae. The record is from RefSeq and is a predicted model, not a curated record.